AGAUUGUGUUUUAUUCGCUACGUGGAUUAGUGUUUGCAGUCUGGGUUCUGCACGUGAUUUGCUGUUGUAGUCAUGUCGCUCAAUGACUCUGGAGAAGUGUUCUCUAAGUGGAACACCGAGAAUUUGGAAGUUAAGACGUUGGCAGUUCAGCGUGCUUUAGAGCCGCUGGUCGUCCAGGUUACCACAUUGGUGAAUAGUAAUGGGCAAUCCAAAAAGAAGAAAGGUCGAUCGAAACGAGCUCAUGUUCUAGUUGCGGCAGUUGAAGCAGCAACCGAGAAUUUCAUUCAGAAAGGCCAAACUAUUGCGAUCGAAAAUCCGGAUAUUCAGCAAGAAAUGCUCUCGGCAGUUGAAGAAGUUCGCAAAACUGGGCAAGCCAUGAGUUCGGCAUCGCGAGAAUUUGCGGAUGAUCCAUGCAGUUCUCUUAAGCGUGGCAACAUGGUUCGAGCCGCAAGAGCUCUGUUGAGUGCAGUGACUCGUCUUCUGAUAUUAGCCGACAUGGUUGAUGUGCACUGCUUGAUGCGAUCAUUGCACAUGGUGGAAAAUGACUUGGAGCGCAUUCGGAAUGUCAAGAGUCAGCAAGAACUGAUGGAAACGUUUCGUGCCUUCGGAAAGAACGCGUCAAACUUAGUGAAUGCUGCAGCCAAACGGCAAGUGGAAAUGAAAGACAGACGACUUAGAGAUGAUUUGGCAGCUGCGAGAGCCGUUCUGAAAAAGCACUCGAUGUUGCUCCUCACUGCUUCCAAGGCGUACGUGCGGCACCCAACUCUUGCCGCCGCUAAAGCGAAUCGUGACUUUAUCAUGAAGCAAGUUUGUCAAGCAGUCAACACCAUAUCGGACGUUGCGCAGGGAAAACCAACUCCGCAGAGUCAAAUUGCUCUUCCCUAUGAUGGUCCUGGAGAAUUGGCUGCUGCAUUGGAUGAUUUCGACGAUGGAAUAAUUCUGGAUCCUCUGACCUACAAUGAAGUGCGAACAAGACCAAGUUUGGAAGAGCGACUCGAGUCCAUCAUAAGUGGUGCGGCUUUAAUGGCAGAUUCGUCAUGCACUCGCGAUGAGCGUCGUGAACGAAUCGUUGCUGAAUGUAAUGCGGUUCGGCAAGCCCUGCAAGAUCUUCUUAGUGAAUACAUGUCGAAUGUUGGAAAGAAAGAACCCAGUGAUAACUUGGGCCGUGCCAUUGACCACAUGUGCCGUAAAACCGGGGAUCUACGCCGUCAGCUGCGCAAAGCAGUGGUUGACCAUGUUUCAGACAGUUUUCUGGAAACAAAUGUUCCUCUCUUGGUGCUGAUUGAGGCAGCGAAGAAUGGAAACGAACAGGAAGUGGAGAAAUAUGCGCAAGUUUUCACUGAACACGCGGAUAAGCUCGUUGAAGUGGCGAACCUGGCGUGUUCGAUGUCAAGUAAUGAAGACGGUGUGAAAAUGGUUCGUUGCGCUGCUAGCCAGAUUGAAGCGUUGUGUCCCGAAGUCAUCAACGCUGCCCGAGUUCUCGUGUCUUGUCCAAGUUCCAAAGAAGCGCAAGAAAACAUGGACUCAUUCCGCCAUGCCUGGGAAAGGCAUGUGAGAUUGCUUACGGAGGCUGUUGACGAUAUUACUACGAUCGAUGACUUCCUCGCGGUGUCAGAGAGCCACAUAUUGGAAGACGUGAAUAAGUGUGUAAUGGCGCUGCAAGAGGCAAAUGCUGAUCUAUUGGAUAGGACUGCAGGAGCAAUCAGAGGACGGGCUGCUCGAGUUGCCGCCGUUGUUGAAGCCGAAAUGGAUAAUUAUGAGCCUGGCCUUUACACUGAACGCGUCAUGGAAGCUGUUGGUGUCCUUAAGAAUGAUGUAAUGCCGAAUUUCGCCCAACGAGUCGAAGUUGCCAUUGAUGGUCUUACAGCAAAUCCCCAGAAAGAUGUUGACGAAAACGAAUUCAUUGACGCAUCCCGACUGGUUUAUGACGGUGUCAGGGAAAUAAGGCUGGCUGUUCUGAUGAACCGGGCUGACGAAGACUUGGAUCCAGAAGAAGUCAUAUUUGACGAAACGUACAACAUCGACGCCCGUUCUCGUUCAUCUAUUCACACGGAAUCGCAUUUUGACGAAUAUCCAGAAGUUUCUGGUGUUACGACUGCCAGGGACGCUAUGAGGGCCUUGAAGGAAGAAGAUAAGGAGAAGAUUUCCGCUGAAGUAGAAAUCUUCCGCACUGAAAAAAUGAAAUUCGAUCAAGAAGUGGCGAAGUGGGACGACGCUGGGAAUGAUAUCAUUGUACUCGCGAAACACAUGUGCAUGAUAAUGAUGGAGAUGACAGAUUUCACGCGAGGUCGUGGUCCUCUGAAGCAUACCAUGGAUGUCAUCAACGCUGCUAAGAAGAUUUCCGAAGCCGGAACGAAACUGGAUAAAUUUGCGCGACAGAUAGCGGAUCAGUGCCCGGAGUCAUCUACAAAGAAAGAUCUUUUGGCGUAUUUGCAACGCAUUGCUUUGUAUUGCCAUCAGCUGAACAUCACGUCGAAAGUGAAAGCGGAUGUGCAGAAUAUUUCCGGGGAGCUGAUCGUGUCUGGGUUGGAUAGUGCCACUUCUUUGAUUCAAGCUGCGAAGAAUUUAAUGAACGCCGUUGUUUUGACCGUCAAGGCAUGCUAUGUUGCAUCGACGAAGUAUCCGAGACUGGAUCCGAUUGUUUCACCGAUUGUCGUUUGGAAAAUGAAAGCCCCGGAGAAGAAGCCGCUGGUUAGGCGUGAGCGACCCGAUGAAGUAAAGGCCAAAGUUCGAAAGGGAAGUCAGAAGAAGCAAGUUCAACCUCUGACGGCUUUGUCAGAGUUCACCAACAUCUCAGAAUCAAGAUCGUCUGUCGAAAUGAGUUCUGAGAAACGCAGAGACAAAACUAUAGGAGUUCUAACGAAGCGGCACACAUGCCUCGCGCAUCCCCCGCCAAGAUCUAAAAGCCUCGAUCGAUCGUUGCAUUGCUACCGUCAUGCAAUGCCGUACAUGGACGCUCCGAUGCAGGGUUAUUCUGCGGACGAUGUGCCGAGGAACAAUGCGCUGGGUUCCGUGGUUGACAACCCUGAGGAUUUAAGAUUACGGCGUACUGUUCUUCUCGAACGAGUGAAUGGUUCAUACGGGUUUACCCUUCAGAGCUAUGGUAUUCAAUACGGGCAUUCUGAUGGAGAAGUUGAAGUACUUACCUACGUUGACUUUGUCGACGAGAAUGGAGUUGCAUAUAAAGCCGGAUUGCGUACUGGCGAUGUGAUUCUUUCCAUCAACGGUACUGACGUUGAGCGAGCAGACCACAAAGAUUUGGUGGCCUUGAUUCAAACGUCUACGAGACUUCGGAUGGUGGUGCUAUACGAAGACUGUGCUCGUCGUGUGGACUUGCACAUGCGCUACAUCACUCUCACUCAAAAACUCCAGUAUGCCGUAGCUGAAUUCAAGCAGUUAUGCAAGCGGGAAAAACAGGUUUUGUUCACUGCGCAAAAGAGAUGCAGUCGUCGAAGAAGAGACAAAUCUGCCGGCGCAGCUGCGUCAUCGCCUCACCCAGGCAGACGAUCUCGGAACCCGAAUCAAUCUGCUCCUUCAACUCUUGCCCAUCCGCCGGCAAGUGGGCGCCAACUCGAGAAUGUGUGCCAAACGACUCAGUCCCCGAUGUCGGAUAAAGCUGAGCAGUUUUUUCCCGGAAGAAGUGUCCUGAAACUCCUGAUGAAAGCGAAACUCGAGGAGAAGUCACCAACCGGCAAGUGCAAAUCUUUCAACUGCUGGAGCUCAUGUCAUGAUAUUGGCAAAGCUGUAAAGGAUGAUUCUACUCAGACUGCUGAUGUUGUCGGAAGUGAACGUGGUGCAACUGGGGUUCAAAAUAUCCCGCCACCUCCUCCACCGCACGUGACAAACCCGGAAAAGCGGCAUCGUCAUCACAACCACGCCCACAAGCGGCGCAGUCGGAGUCAGAAAAGCAAGCAGUACCGCGUCGAAAACGACAGCGGCGACGAGUGCCGCCACCAGCAUCACGUUUCUGCCUGCGUAACGCCGCAACACGCCCUUGAUAUCAAACACCGACCGCGCUCCACGGAGACUCUCAUUGACCCUGCGCCGUUGGAGCCGUGGCAACCGCAAGAAUGUGCUUGUCUUCGAAGUAAAUCCUUCUCUGCCACGCAAAGUUAUUCUCUGACGCGAUCGCCGAAGACGGAUUCGUUUACGCACGUUUCCGUGUCGACGACGACCACUACGACGAAGAGCAAGCGUUGGAGCAUGUCCGUGGGCCGGCCGAAAACUCCGACGUCGGGGACUGGGAUGAAAGACAGCCUGAUUGGCAACGCUGAAGGAAUGAUCGAGGAUGCUGAGACACAGAGUAGUAAAAAUGGCGCGUUGCCGAGGCAUCGGAAGAAACGUCCUCACAAGGGACAGCAUUGAGGAAGUGUUUCAUUUUAUUUUUUGUGUGGAAUCUUCAUUGCUUUGGAAUCAGGAAUCGUACAAUGUUAGGCAUUCAGUAUUUGCAUCUGAUGGAGCUCCAAAGCUUCGAUGGCGUCUCAGUUAAUGAACUUAAUAACUUGUAGUUUCCUCACCCUCCAGAAAGUACUUCAAUUUAGUAAUUUGAAGCAAUAUGGAAAGGCUGAUCCUUUUCAAAAAGUUUGGAUAUCUCCAUUAAUUUUCGCAUCAUUUUCAUAAUUGAUAUCUGAUUUACCUAGAAUUUUAAAAAAGAUCCAAAAGCAAAAAUACUCACAAAGGGAAAUUGAAACAUGACUAAAUCAAGGUUGUUGAAGAGGAUUUCAUCUACUCGAAAAAUGAAACUGGCAGCCGUAUUUCUCUUGGACUCCUUCAUAUUUUUCACUAUUGCUACUUAUUUUGUCCAUCGUUUAAAACAGGGUUCAAUAAGCAAAGAAAAAAUGAUAUCGGUCCAAUUCAUUUUGUGAAACGUACAUUAUGCGGUGUACCAAUGUACUCGUCCUUGGCGUUUCUGCAAUCAUCGACGCAUUGUUUUCCAGUCGUGAAGUUCUGCAUCGGUAAUGGAAUUCGAUUCAAUAGCUUGAGGAACAUUUUUGUGUAUGAGAGAGCAUUUUUGGACGCCUGACUUUUGCGGAAGUUGGAGGAAUUAUGCAGCUUCCUUUUCGUACCUCUUCAAACAUGCUUCCAGUCUGCUUUAACAAUUUUGUGACAGUAGAUCAAUAUCUGCUGAUUUCCUGAAACGUUUCUCAGACAUCCUUAGUGUUUCUUCCUAGUUUUUUUUUCUGUGGGGUAUUUUUGGUGUCUUUGGGAAGAUGACGUUUAUACUGAAUGUGCAUUCAACAUAUUAAUCUUCAGUGAAUUUAUUCUUACCAAAUAAUGUUCGAACUAGUCGGUCGUGAUACAAGGCAUGCAAUUUUUUUAUGUUUCUAGUCUAGUCUCUUGGUUGAAAGACAAGAAAGGUGUACAAGCAUUCUGUAAGUUGAUCUGCGGAGAUAAGACAAAAGAAAUUUAUGAUUUUGUCUUACAUUAGAUCCUGAGCUUGAGUUGUGUGAGUCAACAUUCCAUAAUGAAAAUUAGUAUCAAUAGUCUUAUGUGCCUUUUGUUUUUGAAGCGUUAGACCUGCGUUACGUUGGGGAAAUGUUGGUCAAUGUGUUUUGUGAUACAUUUCCUGAAGUACCAAAUCAGUAUGAUUACUGUGCUAACUUUUUAUUACCUUGUGCAAUCGGGAGAUUUUUGUGGAGUGGAUUUUGAUGAAAACCCCCAAAUUUUUAAAUUUAUCUGGUCUACGUGGCGUGACAAACUUCCUGUGAAUUUGAAAUUCUUGAAAUAUUCAAAUAUCUCAAUAUGUUGAAUACUCUUUGGAAUCCCCCGUGCUAUUUGUGCGUAUGUCUUUUCAAAAAAGUCAGAAAAAAGUGUUUUGAGCUCUUCGUGGAUGAGCAACGAGAAACUUCGCAUGUUUUUUUUUUUUUUCU
This is a messenger RNA of Notodromas monacha, 5870 nucleotides long. NCBI's taxonomy places the organism in Eukaryota, Metazoa, Arthropoda, Ostracoda, Podocopida, Cyprididae. The record is from the annotation of a GenBank genome assembly.